Molecule: messenger RNA, 651 nt
Organism: Batrachochytrium dendrobatidis JAM81
Lineage: Eukaryota; Fungi; Chytridiomycota; Chytridiomycetes; Rhizophydiales
Exons: 2
Coding region: 1-651 (216 amino acids)
Biological process (GO): protein retention in ER lumen; intracellular protein transport; Golgi organization
Cellular component (GO): COPII-coated ER to Golgi transport vesicle; Golgi apparatus; endoplasmic reticulum
Source: RefSeq, a predicted model, not a curated record
AUGCUGAUGUCUACAUUUGUGUCGGCCACUACUGUCACCUACAAGAUGGCUCCUCAUGAGCGAGCUUGCUUCUACACAGAGGCCAAGACUAAAGGGGAAAAGGUUGCCUUUUACUUUGCGGUUCAAUCUGGUGGCCAGUUUGAUAUUGACUUUGAAGUGAUUGAUCCUCGUCAAGUUGUUCUUCUCAAAGGAUCUGCAGAGCGACAGGGAGAUUAUGUCUUCUCUGCUCGCGAACCUGGCGAAUUCACUGUCUGUUUCUCCAACACCAUGUCUACCUUUUCUGACAAAACAAUAGACUUUGACGUAACUUCAGAGCAUGAACUCCCUGGAUUUGGCACCAAGUCAAAACUCGCUGAAGCUUUAGGCCCUAUCGAUUCUUUGAAAAAAGAUAAUGUUACCAUUAGCAUUCGAGAAAGCGUUGAAAAAUUGGAAGUUCGAUCCAACACACUGUUGAAAACCAUUAAUUGGAUUAGUCGUAACCAGAGAGAAAUGCGUACAAGUGAGCAUCGCAAUUUGGCAAUAGUUCACAAGAUUGGAAGUCGGAUCUUUUGGUUUGCAAUUGGUUCCAGUUGCGUGAUGGUUUCCAUGUCAAUUGCACAGGUCUUUGCUAUCCAGACUUUCUUUUCUAAAGGUGGACGGACUCGAGUCUAG